Salvia hispanica is the source of this 1663-nucleotide messenger RNA. RefSeq lists its product as uncharacterized. The record is from RefSeq and is a predicted model, not a curated record. NCBI's taxonomy places the organism in Eukaryota, Viridiplantae, Streptophyta, Magnoliopsida, Lamiales, Lamiaceae.
CACAAAUACGUUUGCUCUUUCUCUCUCUAAACACACACAUACAAACAGUCUCUGUGUGUCUCUCCAUCUCUCUCUGUAGAGCUUGAAAUUGAUUUUUUGAUCGGAGGAAACCAGCAUUGCUCUGCUCUAACUAGCUUCCGCAGCUGCUAGACAAGGAGAUACGUCGUGUUACGGCGGCAUAUGCCUUUUCAGCUAAAUUGAUACAGAUAGCUUCGCGGAUACCACAAAUUGAAUAGUUUAAUCGGUAGAUUUGACUUUUUUGUGUUAAUUUGGGGGAAAGCAUGUUGGGGGCAGGAGUGCAGUUUAAUAGGAGUAGAAACGGCGACGAUCGGUUUUCCACCGCCGCCAAGGCACGUCGGAGCCAAAAUUUCACGAGAGUUCAGAGCCCGAGCGAUGAGUUGCCGACGGCUGAAUCGUCGUCUGUUUGUAAUCUGGAGAGGUUUUUGGAAUCAAUCGCUCCUUCGGUCCAGGCGCAGUAUUUAUCUAAGAUGACAAUGCCCAGGGACUGGAGAAUAUGUAAUAUUGAGUUUCAGCCAUACUUUUUGCUUAGUGAUUUAUGGGUGGCAUUCAAGGAAUGGAGUGCUUAUGGCGCGGGAGUACCUUUGCUACUAAAUGACAGGGAUAGCGUGAUUCAGUAUUACGUUCCAUAUUUAUCAGGCAUUCAAUUGUAUGGCAACCUUUCAAUGAGUACGACAAAGUUGAGUCGACUUGGUGAAGAAAGUGAUGGAGAAUCUUUUAGGGAUUCUUGUAGUGACGGGAGCAGUGACAGUGAACUAGACAGAGUUGAUUCAGGUGGCAAGUCUCCCAGAGAAGGCUUUUCAAGUGAUGAUGGCGAAUCUGGAAGCUCAGAGGGCAGCUUGUUGUUUGAGUAUCUUGCACGGGAUCAACCAUAUUGUAGAGAGCCUUUGGCAGACAAGAUAUCUGAUCUAGCUCGUGACUUCCCCGAACUUACCACUCUGAAAAGUUGUGAUCUGCUUCCUUCCAGUUGGCUUUCUGUGGCCUGGUACCCAAUUUACAGAAUACCAACUGGGCCAACUCUCAAAGAUUUGGAUGCUUGCUUUCUAACCUUCCAUUCUCUUCAUACCCCCAUGACAGGAAAUGAGGCUGUGCAUCCUCUAGUCGUCACUCCUCCAUCCGAAAGUGAUGGUGUUUCACAGAUUUCGCUGCCGGCUUUUGGCCUCGCCUCAUACAAAUAUAAGGUUUCACUAUGGACUCCAAAUUCAGGAAAUCAGCCCGAAUUAGCAAAUUCUCUCAUGCAAGCUGCUGAUGAUUGGCUGAACUCACUCCAUGUCCACCACCCAGAUUUCUCAUUCUUCUGCCGUAGGUAAACUUCAUUGCAGUUCCCCCUCCUUCGCCAUCGCCUUCUUCUUCAUCCCUUCAUAAACAUGAUGCUGAUGCUGCGGGUGCGUUAGAUUCUACAAUGAACGCCAACCAAAUGCCGUUGUAGAGCUGUUAAAAACUACGCGAUGACGCGAAAAUAAAUUUUGGUAUGCUGGCUGAACUCUAGCACUUUGCUGGUUGAUGCUCUGUUUUUUUUUUUUUUUGCAAUUUGUAUUAUAGAACAAGCUGUGGUUUUUUUUCUCGUCAUGGCUAUACGAUGUAGACUUGUAGGUUUUAUCAAACCAUUUCUGCAUUUUAUGGGGAGUUUAUAGAGAAACUGUAA